AUGAGGUCGUUCCUCCCACUGCUCUCGCUGGGCGCUGUUGCUCAAGCGCUCCACUUCUUCAUCGACGGCACCAGCCCCAAGUGCUUCUACGAGGAAUUGCCCAAGGACACUCUGGUGGUCGGCCACUACACGGCAGAGGAAUGGGACGAUCAGAGGCAUUCGUGGCAGAAGCACGACGGCAUCAACAUUUUCAUUUCUGUAGAUGAACUCUUCGACAACGACCACCGCGUCGUCUCCCAGCGUGGCGGCCCCGGUGGCAAGUUCACCUUCACCGCCGCCGAGGCCGGCGACCACCGCAUCUGCUUCACCCCCACGUCGACCUCGGGCCGGUCGAGCUGGAUGUCGGUCAGCAACCCGAACGGCGGCAUCAAGUUGACGCUGGACAUGGCUAUUGGCGAGUCCAGCGCGAUCGAGAGCGCCGACAAGGGCAAGCUCCAGGACCUGGCCACGCGCGCCAAGGACCUGAACAACCGCCUGCAGGAUAUCAGGAGGGAGCAGGUUUUCCAGAGAGAACGUGAAGCCGAAUUCCGUGAUCAGUCCGAGUCCACCAACGCCCGCAUCGUCCGCUGGGUCUUGUUGCAGCUCGUCGUCCUCGGCGCUACCUGCGCCUGGCAACUUUCGCACCUCCGCAGCUUCUUCAUCAAGCAGAAGCUUACGUAA
Messenger RNA from Sordaria macrospora k-hell, 660 nucleotides. RefSeq lists its product as uncharacterized. The record is from RefSeq and is a predicted model, not a curated record. Gene Ontology annotation, cellular component: endoplasmic reticulum-Golgi intermediate compartment; COPII-coated ER to Golgi transport vesicle; Golgi apparatus. NCBI's taxonomy places the organism in Eukaryota, Fungi, Ascomycota, Sordariomycetes, Sordariales, Sordariaceae. Gene Ontology annotation, biological process: Golgi organization; endoplasmic reticulum to Golgi vesicle-mediated transport; intracellular protein transport.